AUGCAGAAUAGCAAUUUGGCUGGAGAGUCGACGGUUUCCAAGUGGCAUUACAACAAGUUCCUCUACAGAGAUAUUAGGCCAUGUGGCGAUGUUGUGGGUCGGACGCACCCCAUUUUGAUCCUCAGGAGAAGAAUCUGGGCGAAUUGGUUUAGAGGUUUGUUCAAAGAGGACUCGGAGGACUACUACUACUCCAGCGGGCUACUCCCGAGCUUGGAGCUAGCGAACUACUUGAAAUCGUCAACCACGGUUGAGUUUGAGGAGUCCAAAUGCCGGUAUAAGAGUUGUAUUCUCAAAUUGCGCUCGCCAAAUAAUAAGUUCUUUGAUAAGGCUCGCAUCAACAUCAUUUGGAAGGACUCGGUCUCGAUAAAGAUGGCAUUGUUUAGGCUCAUUGAGGAUUUGAAUAACAGGUGUGAAUGGUACUCGUCGUCGGCCUGUUCCUCUUCUUCGCACGAAUCGUUCAAGGAUGAACAUUUCUGCACUGGGCUACCACUAGGCGAGUUCGACUUGAGAUUGGUGUCCAACGUCAAGAUACCGCACAGGCACUGGCCCUCCAUCCUUCAAAAGAUGAUGGAUAUCCCAUUGGACCACUCAACAAGAAAACUCUUGACGAUAACGGUUCCCAAUGCCGUGUCAAACACAGAUCAGAGUCAGUACAUUCUUGUCUUGAAGAGCACGUCUUCAAAGACCAGGAAAUACAUCAAAUCCGUGAUUUCUAAAGCUGUUAAGGGCGACUGGAAGUUCACUGAAAAGGCCAAUGCACAAGCACAGGCCAAUUGA
Williopsis jadinii is the source of this 777-nucleotide messenger RNA. RefSeq lists its product as uncharacterized. The coding region runs from base 1 to 777 and encodes 258 amino acids. The transcript has a single exon. The record is from RefSeq and is a predicted model, not a curated record. NCBI's taxonomy places the organism in Eukaryota, Fungi, Ascomycota, Saccharomycetes, Phaffomycetales, Wickerhamomycetaceae.